Molecule: messenger RNA, 597 nt
Organism: Maudiozyma barnettii
Lineage: Eukaryota; Fungi; Ascomycota; Saccharomycetes; Saccharomycetales; Saccharomycetaceae
Gene: RFS1
Product: flavodoxin-like fold family protein
Exons: 1
Coding region: 1-597 (198 amino acids)
Molecular function (GO): NAD(P)H dehydrogenase (quinone) activity; FMN binding
Source: RefSeq, a predicted model, not a curated record
AUGACAAAGGUUGCCAUUAUUAUCUACACUCUAUACGGUCACAUUGCCGCUACAGCUGAAGCUGAAAAGAGAGGUAUUGAACAAGCCGGUGGUUCUGCCGAUAUCUUCCAAGUCCCAGAGACUUUGACCCCAGAAGUAGUGAAGGCUCUAGGCGGUGCUCCAAAGCCAGACUACCCAAUUGCUACCAGAGACACCUUGACCGAGUACGAUGCGUUCUUGUUCGGUAUUCCAACCAGAUUCGGUAACUUCCCAGCUCAAUGGAAGGCCUUCUGGGACGCCACUGGUGGUCUAUGGGCUAAAGGUGCUCUACACGGUAAGGUCGCCGGUUGUUUCGUCUCCACCGGUACUGGUGGUGGUAACGAGUCUACUGUUAUGAACACUUUGUCCACUCUGGCUCACCACGGUAUCAUCUUUGUUCCACUAGGUUACAAGAAUGCAUUUGCCGAAUUGACCAACUUGGAAGAAGUUCACGGUGGUUCUCCAUGGGGUGCCGGUACUAUUGCCGGUGCUGAUGGUUCUAGACAACCAACCGACUUGGAAUUGAAGAUCCAUGAAAUUCAAGCCAAGAGUUUCUACGAAACUGUCAAGAAGUUUUAA